UUCUGCUAUUGGAUGAGUGGAAUUUCGGUCACCGUGUGCUACUGACUCAUGUGUUGGGGUACUCCCUUGUAAAAGAAACAGGGAUGGACAUGGAGAAUACUUUGCUGUAAACGUUGUGUGCAAGGUCAGAGGGUCUUGGUCUGAGAAGCAGCGUGGUAGCAUGGCGAAAGCGUUUCUAAAUGGGAAGGAUGCUCACUCCGUUCUCAAACGCUUUCCCCGAGCCAACAGUUUCCUGGAGGAGUUCAGACAGGGUAACAUUGAGAGGGAAUGCGUGGAGGAGAGCUGCAGCUUCGAGGAGGCCAACGAAGUGUUCGAAAACAAGGAGAGAACGAUGGAGUUUUGGAAGACACGUAGUGUCUACACGGUUAGCAGCCACGAGCAGAACCGGGACAGCCGUUCGGAGGGCCACCUCUACAUGGUGGUUCCCUUGCUGGGCGUAGCCAUCCUCCUUAUCAUCGCCCUCUUCCUCAUCUGGAGGUGCCAGUUGCAGAAAGCCACCCGACGGCGGCCCGCCUACACCCAUAACCGCUACCUGAACAACCGCAACACUCGCAGUCUGCCGCGCAUUCUGGUUCACCGGGACACACCGUCCCACUCUGAGACCGCCUCCCACCCAGACUCGUCCCGGCCCAGCGUGGUGGUGAGCGGUGUGGAGAGGGUCGUAGGUGGAGGGCGUGGAGGGUCGCUGGUUUGUGCCGGUGCUCCCCAGGACCCCCAAUCCCAUUCGCAUCCCCCUCAGAACAUCCGUUCCUCCCUGUACGUCCAGGAACCGUCAGUGUCGGUGACGUCUCGUCUGUCAGGCGCGACACCACCCCCUUCCUAUGAGGAGGUGACAGGACACUUGGAGAGUAGCAGUGACGAGGUGUCGGCGCCGUACAGCGACCCUCCACCUAAAUACGAGGAAAUCAUCAAGGAGAAGUGAGCGGAGGUAGGAGGGAGGGUGGGCUGUGGGCCACACUCUUGUGUCCAAUCCGCUCCUGCCCUACAUCUAUUCCUGGCCUAAAGGGGCUGACGAGAGCCUCACUUUCCUUGGGAAAGGAAGGCACUUGUAUCUAUCACCAACUGACCACAGUACACGGUUUGCACUUGAGAAGACCAUCUGUACAUCUAUCUUGCCAGUGCCAGUGUGGGCGAUGUGUUGUUUUUUCUUCUCUAAAGUUUUUGUGUUGCCGUUAUGCAUCAGUGUUUCUCGCUGUACUCUGAAUGUGGUCGUCACUAUGUACUAGUGCUUAUGACUCUGCAGUGAGGUGUUAUAUCAGUAAUAGCUGCGUGUUGGUGCCAGUAUUGACCACUUGCGUCUCUCUACCAGCUAGUCCCCCAUCGAAAAAAAAGCAUUCCCUCACACUGACUACUCUCCUAAACUCGGAAUAUUACCGCACAACUUCCAUGCCCCGUUCCUGACUGAGGCAUGCCACUAAACCUGCAAGCCAAGGCCUUAUCACGGUAACGAAGACAUCGACAUGGAAGUCUGUUCCCUAUAGAGUGCAAUACUUUUGAACAAGUGCACUAUGUAGAGAUGAAAGUUUCAGUUGGAACAUGGAGCUGAGUUUUAGAUAAAUUCAAUGUUGCCAAGUCCCUUCCCUGAGGGGGGUUUGGAACUGUGUAGAUAAAGGCAUUUAGGAAGUCACUGAGCCCUAAUUAUGACUACGCCCUUCAGAAGGUUGAGUUUUGUGGCUCAUUAGAAAAGACCGGAUAUACAGAGCAGUGUGGCUUUGCCAAAUGUGCACUGUUGAUUGCGUGCACUACCUUCUGGCUGCACUCCACAAAAAAACCAGGAGAGGAAAUAAUACAAGAAAUAUUAUGUAUUCUUUCAGUUCCUGAAAAAGUUAAUCAUAAAGAAACAGAUGCCAGUGUGACAGCGAACGUACUGGGAUCAACUUGUCCUCUUCAAUGUAUGUCUAAACCAAAAAUGCUUUAGGCCUUCUUUCUUCAACUGCCAGUUUACCCAAAAUCCUCUCUCCUGCUGUCACUGUAGCUCUGUUCUGAAACAUCUGCAAAAACGAUUCUCGUGAUUCUUGGAUGUAUGCUUCUCUCUGCUCCACAGCUAGUUAGUUCCUGAUGAAGAAAUUCACAAAAUGUGGAAACAUUGAAUUUUUGUAUUUAAAGAGUAUUAAUUAGUGUUUGGAACAAGUAUUAUUGAUCUUUAGUGAAGACAUUUUAAAUUUUCCUCUGAAAACAUUGAGGAUGAUUUUAUAUCACUGUUGUAUGUAACCACAAAAUGUUAAGCACUUACGUGGAGCUUGAUGUCUCAGAUUAAACUAUUUUGGAAGUGAGGUAAACAAGCUAUAUAUUUUCAAUAAACAACAAAUGUGUCGA
Molecule: messenger RNA, 2316 nt
Organism: Esox lucius (northern pike)
Lineage: Eukaryota; Metazoa; Chordata; Actinopteri; Esociformes; Esocidae
Gene: prrg3
Product: transmembrane gamma-carboxyglutamic acid protein 3
Exons: 4
Coding region: 161-922 (253 amino acids)
Cellular component (GO): extracellular region
Molecular function (GO): calcium ion binding
Source: RefSeq, a predicted model, not a curated record